CCUUCUGGGCUCAAGCCUCGCCCCCACCCCCCUUCCCUGGGCCCCUGGGGCUGCCCCCCCUGCGCGCCCUGGCCCCGCCGUCGAUCGGGGGGCAUGGCGGGCGCCGCCUUCGCGAGCCGACGCGCCGCAGUCUCCCUGGGGGCCCCGGCGGCCGCUGCCGCGAGGGGGCCCGGCGCCGCGGCAGCCGGGCGGGGCCGGCGCGGGCUCGCGCAGUUUGCGGGCCUGAGGGACCCCGCGGUGCUGACGAGCACGCCCGCCUUCCGGAAGGCGGCCGGCCCCAUACCGGUGCUGCGCCUCGUCGACGAGGAGGGCCGCGUCGCGAGCGGCGCGGUGCUUCCGUUCUCUCUGGAAGAGGCCGUGGCCAUGCACCGGACCAUGGUGCGCGUGAGCGUCGUGGACCAGAUCUUGAGCUCCUUGCAGAGGCAGGGCCGGAUCUCCUUCUACGGGGGCCGGGGGACAUGACGGGCACGGGGGAGGAGGCGGCACAGGUGGGCACCGCGUUCGGCCUCGGGCCCCAGGACGUCAUGUGGCCGCAGUACCGGGAGCUGGGCGCCCUGAUGCAGCGCGGGUUCACGGUGGGGCAGGUGGUCGACCAGUGCCUGGGGCGCGGCGCCGAUCCCGGAAAGGGGCGGCAGAUGCCGGUGCACUACACCGACGCCGCCCUGAACAUACAGAGCAUCACCUCGCCGCUCGGGACGCAGAUCCCUCAGGCCGCGGGCGCGGGCUACGGCUUCCGGGUGGGCGGGGAGCCCCGCUGCGGCGUCGCGUACUUCGGCGACGGGGCGGCGUCGGAGGGCGACUUUGCCGUCGCCCUGAACUUCGCGGCCACACUCAGGGCGCAGACCAUCUUCAUUUGCCGCAACAACGGCUGGGCCAUCUCCACCCCAGCCAAGGAGCAGUACGCCGGAGACGGCAUCGCCGCCCGCGCCAUCGCCUACGGCGUGAGCUGCAUCCGCGCCGACGGCAAUGACCUGGCGGCGGUUGUCCUCGCGACACAGCAGGCCCGCGAGCUCUGCCUCGGCGGCGAACCCGUGGUCGUGGAGCUGAUGACCUACCGCAGAGGCCACCACAGCACGUCGGACGACGCCACCCGCUACCGCGGCGGCACCGAGGUCAAGACCAUGGCCCGUGCGGGGCUGGAGCCCAUCAGCCGCAUGCGCCUCGUCCUGGAGAGGGAGAGGCUAUGGAACGACGACAUCGAAGGCCAGCUCCGAGACGCGACCAGGGACGAGGUCAUGGACGCCCUGAGGAAGGCGGAGGCCAAGAAGUUCUACCCCGUCAGGGACAUGUUCGAGGACGUCUGGGCCUCGCCCUCGCCGCAGCUCCUGCGCCAGCGGGGUGAGCUGGAGGAGCACGUGGCCCGGCACGCCCCCGCGUACGCCAAGAGCCUCGAGCGGUUCCAGCCCUGA
Prorocentrum cordatum is the source of this 1409-nucleotide messenger RNA. Lineage: Eukaryota; Dinophyceae; Prorocentrales; Prorocentraceae. The record is from the annotation of a GenBank genome assembly.